Molecule: messenger RNA, 2650 nt
Organism: Paramacrobiotus metropolitanus
Lineage: Eukaryota; Metazoa; Tardigrada; Eutardigrada; Parachela; Macrobiotidae
Product: protein rtoA-like
Exons: 4
Coding region: 255-1076 (273 amino acids)
Source: RefSeq, a predicted model, not a curated record
UCGUAAAUAAUCCGUGCAAAAGCUGGGUUAUUUGAAUUUGCGCUACCUGUGAAAUUUCACUCUGUACGAUAGUGAUUCACCAGCUGCAGUAGAACACUAUAGUUGAUUUCAAUGCGCUGUUUCUUACUUCUUAUAUAAUUCCACAAUUUUUUAAAGUCAACACAGUCGAAAUUCUUCCAUCCUGUGAUUUAAAAGAAACGAGAUAAAGUUACUACUAGCGCGUCUGGUGGAAUCACAUAAGUGUGCGGCGUAAAAUGAAAACCAAUUUCGUGGUAAUUUUCGGAGCGGCUCUGUUUCUGGUGCUGUCAACAAUAUUGCCUGUGCUGACAGCCAGUGUUCCUCAAAAUGGACGUGAACGUCGGGAAAUAUCAAGCAUACUGUCGGAUUUGGCCAGCCAGUUUUUUAGUCGCGGUGGACAACGAGGAGUGGACGAACUGAGCAGCAGUAAUGAUCAAUCUGGAGUAUUACAGCGAUAUCUUGGCUCGGCGAUAGCGGGAAUGGUUUUCGGCAAUGGAAACGACUUGGUCAGUCAGAUUUUAGGUUCAUGGGGCGGCAGUUCAUCUUCUUCCUCUUCCUCGGGAGGCUACCGACCAAGCGCUAGCGGUGGCUCCCGUUCCUCAGGUUCAGCUAGUAGCGGCGGCUACUCAAAUUCCAACUCCCGUACUGGCGUCUCCGUUGUGGAUUCCCAUCCAGAUCGGCCGCGACGUCCCAGUUCAAGUGGUUCAACUGGAUCCGGGUCCGGAACCGAUGACACUAAUACCGGAAGACGAAGGCCCAGCGGAACGGGGAAUCGUGGUUCGGAUUUCGAUCCGCUGCCUGGAAGUAACUCCAAGACUGGUGUUUCAGUUAUUAAUUCUCGGCCUGGAGAUCGUCGACCUUCCAGCUCUAGUUCGGGUGCAAGUUCCUCGGCCGGCAGCCGCAACCCAGAUGUUGCCGAUUAUGAUGUGGAUGCUGGUAGCGACGGAUCGCGCCAAGAUGGAAAUGCCGGUCGAUCCCGAAAUACUGACACCGAACGAACCGGAAGCGGCCGAGGUUAUGGACGGUAUAGCGGAAACAGACGUGAUGAUUCGAAUUAGGGCAGUUUUAAGUUUGAUUUAUGGUUUGGUACUGAUGGACGAAUGCGUAGUAUUUCGAAUACGAAUUUUGAGCAAAUUUACGCACUAACUAUAAUCUUCUGUGUACUAUUAAUGCUGAUGUUACAUGAUACAUGUUUCCUUUUGCAGUUAAAGGUCAGAAAAGUAUAGUUGCCUGCACAUGAGCACAGCUGCUAUAUAUGGACGGAAUUUAAUUUAUAUGUGGUCGAACUGAAAUUAAUUUUUUUGUGGCGUGAUUGCAAUUAGUAUCGCAAAAACCGACCUUUUACGAAGGAGAACAGAGUUUGAGAGCAGUUUUUACGGAGCUUUAAGUCUUUGCCAGUUUAAUUAAUAAUGUUACGGUUAACCUGAGCAAACGAAAAGAGUAAUUUUGUGCAGGUAUCGUAUAAAAAAUUAAUAGAAAACCGGUUACAGUUAAAGAAAUUUCGAUUUAUUUGCACGUGUAUAGCAUAAGAGCUUCAAAAUUUGCGAUAAUAUCGGUAAGUUGAUAGCAGACGCCACAGCCGAUUUCACCAGCAGAUAAUCGGGGAAGGAGGUAAUCUCGAUUCCGUUAAUACUUAUUAAGCAGUAGGCGCCGCAAAGUUUUGAGGAAAUCUCGAAAUCAGCACCGGUGCUCGAAAUGCUGCACUCUGCCAAAGAAGGCAAAAUUCAAAUGGAGCAGUACUCUGUAGCACAGGGGUGCGAUAUUCACGGAAAAUUAUUCCUUCAGAGCAUACUUCCUUCGACCCAGCGCUUGACGCAUUUGCAAAAUUUAGCCUGCGAGCACGGCUGCUAUAAUUAAUUGUAAGCAACCACAUCAGCUUCAACAUGAAGGGUUACAUCAGAACCGGACUGUACAGCAUCGUAGUGUUAUCAGUAUUACUCUCGCAAAGUGGAUGCAAUGCGCGAAAUCCUUAUCUUCCUUCCGGUUUAUAUGGGUCACUCCAAGAAAACGGACUUCCUGGCAAAGAGUGCCCUUCGUGCGAUGUGCAUAAGCGGCUUCCACGGCAAACAUCAGGUGGCUCCGGAAGUAUGUUCAGUUCGAUAGGAGAGCUUGCCGGGGAAUUCAUUCGACGAGGUAACUAAAAUCAGUGGGGACUGCAGGCCGUGCUCGCAAUGGCCGAAAGCAACAAUAAAAUGGAGACUCUAACCCGCAUCCUUGGAGCGCACAUCACGAACAACCUGAGCCAAAGCAUGAUAACGAAACUGAUCAAUCGCUUCAGCGGUAACAAAGGUUCGUCAGGAGGAUCCGGAGGGUACGCUCCAGCGCCGGCGUCCAGCGGUGGCAACGGAGGCUUCGGUGGAAAAACAAGCAGUUCCAGUGGAACCGGUUAUGUGCCCACUCCAGGGAAGACACCGGGAGCAGCAAACCCAGAUGAUACCGAAUACUAGAACUGUCACGAACGAAGCCUUCUGUGCAAAUGCAGUUAAUUACUGAGUGCAGAGAGUGCACUAAUGCGUAGCGCACUAUUGUUCUGAUAGAAUAAGUUAUACAGAGCAUUAAUCUGAUUUGUUGUAUGUACGACACGCUUUUGUUUUUUGUGAGUACACUGCAAUGAUAAAGAGAAUCACGAUUG